AUGGCGGGCGGCAUACAAUCAUCUGAUACAGACCCUGCUGAGGUUAUGCGUCUGGCCGUGGAACAAUUUCGAGCCAAAAUGGAGUCCUCCAAUCGGCGAUUUUUGCAAGACCGUAUCGACGAGAUCGAAGCCAUGGGUCUCUCUACUGAAGAGGAGAAAUUAACAGAGAUGCGCUUAUACUGGCCGAAUUUAGGCGCCAAAGGUGAGGAAAGCUGGAAUGAUGGGGCCCCUCUAGGUCCUGUUCGACAAUCUCGCGAGACGAGAAAUGCUACACGGCUAGAAGAUGUCAAAACUAUCUAUCAUGAGCACAUGGACGGAAUCAUCCCGCCAACCUUAAUAACUGAUGAAUGGCGGCAGAUGUACUUAGAGGUUUUGAAGGAGGUAUGCAACGAUGCGAUGGCACAGAAUCAAGAGGGCGAGGACGAGGAUGAGGACUUCGACAUCCCGAUGUGCCGCGAACUAGGGCACUUCAUCAAAUACGCUAAUGGCGUCCAAGAUCCAGAUUUCCGCUGCUCAGGUAUCUCUCCAUUUGCACCAGUCCCUCCUGUCGGGAGGAAGGAGUAUGCCUUCCCAGAGAGCGCGGCUGUGCUUGCGCGGCCUACUCCCGAAGUAUCAACCUCCCGGGAGAUAUUGAAAGAAUACCUACAAGAGAGCAUCCUUGACGAGACAUUUAUUCAAGGCACUGUGGAUGAAGACUUGGAAGUCAAGGUUGGAUUUCAAACUGGCCUUGGCAGUCGCGCAGAACACGACGAAUGGUACAGCGCCUAUCUAUACUGUCGUCGGUGUGAUGAUGACUCUGACCCAUCCCUCAAAGACUGGGCCUGGCGUGUUUCCUUCUUCCGGGCUGAUGUUGGAAACCCAACUACACUUUACGGGCGGUAUCCACGAUUUGAUUCUAUUCCUGAGUUCUUGGAUUGGUAUAGCAGCUGGCUGGAUUACGUGGAUAUGAAUGAGGUCCGAAGGAACGCACGGUGCCUCUACGGUGAUGAUGAUUAUUACUCGGACUUGGAGUAA
This is a messenger RNA of Aspergillus pseudoviridinutans, 1014 nucleotides long. RefSeq lists its product as uncharacterized. The record is from RefSeq and is a predicted model, not a curated record. The transcript has a single exon. Lineage: Eukaryota; Fungi; Ascomycota; Eurotiomycetes; Eurotiales; Aspergillaceae. Bases 1 to 1014 code for a protein of 337 amino acids.